AUGGGCCGUUCUCGUUCUUCUCGUCCUGCCGCCCGCCCGGCCCCUCGUCGUGCCCCUGCACCUGCUCAGUCGCGUCGCGCUGCGCCUGCCCCUGCGCACGCUCAGGCUGCUCCCGCUCCAGCUCACCAGAGCAGCAGUGGUGGCGGGUUGAUGAGCGGCCUCAUGAGCACGGUGGCUCAAGGUAUGGCCUUUGGUACUGGCAGCGCUGUCGCUCAUCGUGCCGUGGGUGCCGUAGCUGGAUCGUUUUCGGGAAUCUCUGAGGCUCCGCAACAGCAGCAGAGCGCCUUGGCCUCACACGAAAACCAGGCCGCACAGCCGCCACAGGAGAAUCAGUGCGGCGCUGACCAAAAGGCCUUCCUGGAGUGCCUGAAUUCUAACAGCAACGACAUAAGCUCGUGCCAGUUUUACCUUGACCAGUUCAAGCAGUGCCAGUUGAAUCAGUCGAGCACUUUCAUGUAG
Peronospora belbahrii is the source of this 459-nucleotide messenger RNA. NCBI's taxonomy places the organism in Eukaryota, Oomycota, Peronosporomycetes, Peronosporales, Peronosporaceae. The record is from the annotation of a GenBank genome assembly.